CACAACAGCAUCACAACUCGCUGUACAUACCGCUACAAUGGCCUCUCUCCUCCCUAAGAAGUUUCCUACGCCCAUCGCCAAGCCCCUCGGGCCCUUCUUCGCUGCCGGUCUGGUCAUCCUCUACGGCAUCAACUCGGCCUCCAAUGCCAUGGCCAACUCCGCCGAGUACAAGAACGACCCUCGCAACCCCAAUCGCCAGGCCGCUAAGCACUAGAUUUCCGAUACUGGAGUUUGAUUGGAAUGCCAAUGUGAUGGCCAGUUGAUCGACUUCGUUAUAUCACCAUUGCCGUGAUGUUGCGAGCAGUUCCCUGUACAGACAUAGACUCUACUUGUCAUGCAAUAUAAUGAAUUGACAAGUUCUACUACCAUUCC
This is a messenger RNA of Aspergillus nidulans FGSC A4, 372 nucleotides long. Its product is annotated as F1F0 ATP synthase subunit i. Gene Ontology annotation, molecular function: proton transmembrane transporter activity. The record is from RefSeq and is a predicted model, not a curated record. The transcript has 4 exons. Gene Ontology annotation, biological process: proton motive force-driven ATP synthesis; proton transmembrane transport. Gene Ontology annotation, cellular component: proton-transporting ATP synthase complex. The coding region runs from base 38 to 214 and encodes 58 amino acids. NCBI's taxonomy places the organism in Eukaryota, Fungi, Ascomycota, Eurotiomycetes, Eurotiales, Aspergillaceae.